Messenger RNA from Oryza sativa Japonica Group (Japanese rice), 789 nucleotides. RefSeq lists its product as uncharacterized. NCBI's taxonomy places the organism in Eukaryota, Viridiplantae, Streptophyta, Magnoliopsida, Poales, Poaceae. The record is from RefSeq and is a predicted model, not a curated record. Gene Ontology annotation, cellular component: mitochondrion.
CCAACGGAGGACAAUUUGGACGCCGAGAGACGAGCCAAACCCCACAGCGCUUCACUCUUCUCUUCCGCUCCCCACCGCCUCCUGCCCACCCCCAUCGCCGCCGCCGCGCCCGCCGCCCGCCGCUGCCACCGACGACAUCGACGACGCGUAGUAGUUUAAGUUUUCCAUCUAUCUCUGGAAAUGCAUCCCCCUCUGACAUUGCACAGGCAUCCUAUGUGCGCUGAGAUUAUCGAGGAGUUCCAAAAGUGCCAUCUGGAUCACCCUGUGAAGAAGUUCUUCGGAGAGUGUACAGACCUUAAAAUCAAGCUAGAUCGCUGUUUCCGACAAGAGAAAGCUUUGAAGAGGAAGGCUAACUUCGAAGAGAGCAAGAAAUUCAAAGAACAGCUACUUGCCUACAAGAGGGAGAUUGCAGAGACAAACCAGGAAUGAGCUCUUUAACGCUUAUGCUCCUUGUUCGUGACAAUAUGACCUCAAUCUUGUGAAAGAAAAGAAGUGUUCCCUUUUUUGGUUCUGUAUGUGAUCUUAUAAAUGCUACAGUAAUACUCAGGAGCACAGUUGGCCGAUUGGCAUCUAAUGAUCGGCGCUAAAUAGUUGUUGAAUUCUCUAUUGAUCUUGGAUUCUUGGGUUAUGCUGCCCUAUUGUUCAUGGAUGAUGCUUCUGUAGAAUUCAAGCUCUGAACCGGUUGUAGAGUUGUAGACAGAUACAAGUAUUGUUCUGUGCUUGUGUGAUCUGUUGUUGAGAUAACAACUCUUUACAUGAAUCCAAUAAUGUGAAAUACUUCUCUGCUGC